AUGGAUUUCCGGAAGACGUAUGCUGGUCCUGGUUCGCGCUCACCGGGCGAUCCCUUCGCUCAGUUCAGCAAGGACACUAGACAGGAACGGGAUGACCGUGCUCGCCAAGAGCCGUAUGGUAGCUCCAGACUCAACAGGACCGGGAGCCGCUACACCAAUUUCACCCAAAGCACCUCUGAUUUGGGGCCGGCGCUGCGAAGCCCGGGCCAGACGGGUAAAAGCAACAUCCCCCGGCAGCCCGGUCACCAGCCUCAGCAGAGCCCUCAUGCUCCCCCUUCACCACCGCCGCCUAUAGCUGUCGCUACCACAACCGCCGAGACGAACGAAGACAAGCUGCAAGACCUCAUUGAUGCCGGCCAGGAGCGUGAGGCGCAGCUCUUGGAGCAGAAGCGCCAAUUGGAGGCUUCCCUCCACGCCACCAACCUGCGCUGUGCUGAGCUUGCGCGGGGGCUGCAGCAGGCCACCGCCGCACUUGAUGCCGAACGCGCCUCCGCGGUGCGCCUGCGCUGCGAGCGCGACGAGCACGCCGCAGAGCUGGACCGUGCGCGCAGCCAGGCGGCUGAGCUUCAGGCCUCCGGCAGCGUAGCAAUGACCACAUCUGAGGUGUGCCGGGCGGCGCUGUCUACAGCCUUCAAGGGCACCGUCUCUGCUAUCGGCAGCGCGCACGAAGAGCUGGAGAGCGCGCUGGCGACGCAGCUACAGCAGCAGCUGGAAUUGGAUAUGUACCGGGUCCGUGUGGAGGAGCUCGAGGACUUGGCGUUCGAGCGCGGCGCAGAGCUUGAAAUGGCGAGAGUGGAGCGGCGGCAGCUGAGUCAGGCGAUGGAGGAGCUGGCGGAGCGGCUCCAGACCCGCGAGGACGAGCUAAGCGAACUGGUGUCGCUCCUUGCACCAAGUGGUGCCGCACCGGGAGACAAAGGAGCCAAUGGUGAUAACAGUGUAAAUGGAACGUACCGCUUGGCCGUGGACCAGGUCAAGGGCUUGAUGCAACGGGUGCAGCAGCUGGAACAGCAGCUUGCAAGUCAGAGUGUGGAUGUGGAGGCCCUGCUCAGCAGGGUGGCAGACUAUCAGGACCAGGCGGCCCGCUUGCAGCAGCACCUGGCCAGGAUUGGUCCCGGCUCAAGCUCCGAAACCGACGGCGGUGGCGGUGGCAAUCCGGAUGGAGAGGGGCAGCAGCAGGCACCCUCCGACCUGGAGACGCAGGUUUUGGAGCUGGUGGCCGAGCGGGAUCAGCUGGAGGGCGAUAACCUGCAGCUGGCGGCGGAGAACGAGCAGCUGCACCAGGAUGUGUCAGCGAUGCGCGACCGUCUCGAGGAGGUCCUGGUAACCGCGGCCGUAUUCACGGCGGCGUCAGACCGUGACGCUGCCACCGCCGCCGAAGUGGCCCGACUGCAACACCAGCUGAACACGGAGGUGGCUCGAGCCGAGGAGUGGCGGACGCAGGCAGAGGCGGCUCGUGCGGAGGUGCAGGCGGCGCAGCGGCGCGCGGAGCACAGCGCCAGUGUACUCCAGGACUUCACCGCACAGGCCGAAGCGGCGCAGGCCCAAGCCGAGGCGGCACGCGGCGCGCUGGAAGCUGCCCGAGUGGAGGGCCUGAAGCUGCGCAGCGAGCUGGAAGCGGUGCGGGCGCGGGAAGCGGACUCGAGGGCGGAAGCGCAGGAGGCGAGAGUAAAGCUGGAGAGGGUCAGAGCGAAGCUGGAGACGGCGCGGACCGAAGUGGAGGCGGCGCGGACGGAGGCCGAGGAGGCGCGGGCAGACGCGAAGGAGGCGCGGGGCGAGGUGGAAGCGGCGUUGGCGGAGGCGUUGGCUGCAAAAGGGGAGCUGGAGUCGGUGAGGGAGCGGGCGAGCCUAGAGGCUGAGCAGGCGCGUGUGGAAACAGAGGAGCGAGUGCGAGCGGCGGAGAGUGAGCGCGUGGAGGCGCUGGAAGCGCGUGUGGCUGCGCAGGCGCUCCGGGCCCAGGAGCUGGCUAUAGAAGCGACGCAGCUGCGUAGCCGGGUUUCGGAGCUGCAAGACCAGCUGCUGGCGGGCCGGCGUGUCAGCAAGGAGGCCAUGGAGCAGCUCAAUACCAUGCACGCCAACGAGGACGCACUCAUGCAGCGCAUCCUGGCGGGGGAGGCCGAGCGGCAGCAGCUGCUGGGACAGAUCGAUGAGGGCAACAGCACGCUUGCGGCCAUGAAACGAAGAUUGGAUGAGGCGACGCAGCAGGCGGCGGACGUGAUGGAGCUGCGCACCCGGGUGGUGGAGCUGACAGCGGAGGCAGAGCGCCAGGCGGAGGCCGCCGCCGCGGCGGGGUUGCGGGUGGGGCCCCUGGAGGCGGAGGUGAAGGAGCUGCGGUUGACGCUGCGGGCGCAUGCGGAGCUGGCUAGCCAGGAGGCCCGUGUGGGCGAGCGCCGUGAGGCCCAGCUGAUCGCGCUACGUCAGCGAGUGGUUGAGGCGGAGGACCAGCAGCGCCGCUCGGAGGUGGAGCUGCGGGUCCUCAAGGCUCAGGUAUCUGUAAAUGAGCGCCUGCGGUCGCAAGUGGACGACCUGCAGGCUCGGCUCGCGCUGGCGGAGGCAGAUGCUGCUGCAGUGCUGGCGGAGGCAACCGCGGCCCCAUCAGGCGCGGCCAAAAGGCUAGUCGUCGACGCGUACACGCAGGUUGAGGGCAGCGAUGCCGCCGCCGCCGACGACGACGACGGCGGUGAUAGCGAGGACGCUACCGCGGAAGAUGACAAGGGCCCCGCAUCCCAGCAGGCUACAUAUAAUUGUGAGUCUGCCGGUGACCGCGGCGGCGGCGGUAGCAGUGGCGGCGGGAUCUUGCUGGCGCCAAUGGAGUCCCUGAAUAGCCCCUUGAAGGGCCCGAUACUUUCGAGUCAGAGUCCGAUGCGCGCACACACCGCGACCAGGCAGUCAUUGCUCCUGGGGUGGCUGGGAAGCGCAGCUGGCGGCGGCGCUAGCGGCGCUGGCGGCGGCGCCGUCCCUCUCUUCAGCUCGGAGCACGUGGUAGCGGACAAUCUGCUGGCUUCGUACAACACUAUCCCGGAAGAAGAUCCAGAUGACGGCCAUGGCGGUACCGUCGUCGCCGCCGCUACCGGCAGGCGGUACGGCAGAGGGUUGUUGUCUUCGUCGCAGUCGUCGAAGCGGCGCCGCUGGGGACGGGUCCGACCUCUGAGGGUGGUGUUUGAGUUGGCGGUAAAAGGCACACUAGUGGCGGGCGGCAUGGCGCUCGGGCUGGCACUGGGGAACCCGCGGCCAUUUCAGGGGCUGGCAAUUGGUAGUAUCAGUGGCAGCUCUGGUUGCGAUGGCGGCGGGGGUGAAGCCGCGGCGACGCCGACGGGGGCGGCAGCGGCUGUGGUGGAGGCACUGAUGGAGAGCGCUCCACCCCCGGCCAUGGCUGCCGACUGA
Volvox carteri f. nagariensis is the source of this 3381-nucleotide messenger RNA. RefSeq lists its product as uncharacterized. Gene Ontology annotation, cellular component: cytoskeleton; cytoplasm. Gene Ontology annotation, biological process: actomyosin structure organization; peptidyl-threonine phosphorylation. Gene Ontology annotation, molecular function: protein serine/threonine kinase activity. Lineage: Eukaryota; Viridiplantae; Chlorophyta; Chlorophyceae; Chlamydomonadales; Volvocaceae. The coding region runs from base 1 to 3381 and encodes 1126 amino acids. The record is from RefSeq and is a predicted model, not a curated record. The transcript is spliced from 12 exons.